AUGUCCUCUACCAUGGACAAUUCUGAAUGGCGGAAGAUAUUCAAAGACGACAAGUUCGUCAAAAACUACAAAGUUGGUGAAAAGGUCACCGCACAGUUUGCCCAGUCACUGCUCGAGCAGAGUGGCAUUGUCGGAAAUGCCAAUCUCAGCCCAGGGAAAACCCUCGUGGUGUUCGACAAUGCUUGCGGCACUGGAAUUGUCUCAAGUCUUCUUAACCAGCAGCUCCAAGACGAGGUCAAGAAGAAUUGGAACUUGACUUGCGGUGAUAUUUCCCCGGGCAUGCUGGAAUACACCCGUCAUCGAAGUCAGCACGAAGACUGGCAGAAUGUCGAGGUGAAACUUGUGGAUGCUCAGGAGACUGGACUGCCUAGUGCUCACUACACGCACACGAUUACUGCAUUUGCCUAUAUGGCUCUUCCUGAAUCACUAGCCGCUUUGGAUGAAUCGACUCGCAUUCUCCAGCCAGGUGGUAUCAUUGCUUUCUCGACCUGGAUUGAACCUGGCUGGAUCACCGUCAUCCAGAAGGCUCUCGAAACUAUUACCGAAAAUCUACCUUUGCUUACCGCUGAGAAAUUCCUUUUUCUGUCCGGGCGUGGUGAAUGGAACUCUGUCUCCUGGAUCAAGUCACAACUCAAGCAGCGGGACUUCGAGAAUAUCAUCGUGAAGACUGAUACCAAGGCCAUCUCGCUCCCAGGUCUAGAGUUUGUGGAAAUGGCCAUGAUGAUGCUUCCUAUCGUUACCAAGUUCCUUUGGACGGACAAACAGCGCGAGGAUCAUGAGCAUAAGGUUCGCCCGGCGUUGGAGAGGUACCUGGAGGAACAUUAUGGAAAGAAUGCGGAAGUGCCUAUGAAAUGGACGGCUAUUCUCUCUACGGCUCGCAAGCCAGACUAG
Messenger RNA from Penicillium maclennaniae, 891 nucleotides. It is a transcript of the gene gtmA, whose product is annotated as gliotoxin thiomethyltransferase. NCBI's taxonomy places the organism in Eukaryota, Fungi, Ascomycota, Eurotiomycetes, Eurotiales, Aspergillaceae. The record is from RefSeq and is a predicted model, not a curated record. Bases 1 to 891 code for a protein of 296 amino acids. The transcript is spliced from 4 exons.